AAUGCAUUCAGUUUGCGCUUCCAUGAGUUAAGGAGAAAAACGUAAACACGAGACGAGAGUAUCAGCUGUGGAAAAGCAUACGAAGUGUUCACAGUACCUAGUUUUCUACAUCAGAGUAUGAUCGACCUGUUAAAAGACCCAGUUUAUUCACAAAGCAUUGUACUGCUGUUAAGUAAACAUCUUUCAUAACCUGAAAAUCGAAGUUUAAAAUCAGCGAUUGGAGAUCUUCACCCAGCGGUGUGUCACGUGCGUCUGGACUUUACACUGUAGGGGAUAUUGUAUAUGCGUGUUUCGUGAAAGAAACACCACGCAUCGCAGACGGCAACUGAAAGCUGACUUUACCUUGACAGCUACUUUGCUGUCAUGCAGUAGGAGACUCAAACAGAGAAGUUGCAACUAUGGCACAGAUUACGCGAUCAGCAGCGAAAAGACCCGAAAGGCCAAAACUUGACCUGAAGUUUCUGCAGAGAUUCUGCCGUAUUCAGAGAGUCCUUUUCCCGACGUGGUCCAGUCAAAAUGUGCUCAUGUUUGGGACUUUGUUGGCAGUCACACUGUUCGAGCAGCUGAUCAUUUACCAAGUAGGUGUCAUUCCAAGCAAGUUCUACAAAGUGCUUGCAAGCAAAGACUUUCCUGGUUUCAAAGGCCUCCUGUUGUUUGCUGGGCUUCUGAUAGUGCUGAACUCCAUGCUGAAGAGCCUGGACCAGUAUAUCUGCAGCCUGAUGUAUGUGAGCUGGCGGAGGGCUCUGACUGAGCGGCUGCAUGGCGCCUACUUCCAGGGCAGGGUCUACUACACGCUGAACGUGCUGCCUGAGGAUCUGGACAACCCAGACCAGCGCAUCAGCCAGGACGCGGAGAGGCUGUGUAAGCAGAUGAGCGCCAUGGCCAGCCGCCUCAUCCUGUCCCCCUUCACCGUGGCCUAUUACACCUACCACUGCUUCCACAGCACUGGCUGGGUGGGACCCAUCAGUAUCUUCGGCUACUUCAUCGUGGGGACUCUCACCAACAAAGUGUUGAUGGGCCCCAUCGUGGCCACGCUGGUCGAGCAGGAGAAGCUAGAGGGAGACUUCAGAUUCAAGCACAUGCAGAUCCGGGUUAACGCCGAAUCUGCCGCCUUCUACAGGGCUGGAAAGGUGGAGCACAUGAGAACAGACCGAAGACUGCAGCGCCUCCUGCAGACCCAGAGGAGCCUGAUGACAAAGGAGUUCUGGCUAUACAUUGGGGUGAACACCUUCGACUACCUGGGGGGCUUCCUGAGCUACAUAGUCAUCGCCAUGCCCAUCCUCACAGGGGUGUAUGAUGGGCUGAGUCCCGGGGAGCUCAGCGCCCUCAUCAGCAGGAAUGCUUUUGUCUGCAUCUACUUGAUAAACUGCUUCACUCAGCUGAUGGACCUGUCCACCACACUUUCUGAUGUGGCUGGAUACACCCACAGGAUUGGAGAGUUGAUGGAGGUGAUGGACGACAUCAUCCGGAAGCAAUGUGACUACGAUCCCACAUCCGGGGAUUCGUAUGACUUUGACAGUGAUCUGGACGCCCCGCACCGCCACGUGGAUACAGCUUUCAUUCUGGACCGGCUGUCCUACAAGUGUCCCCAGUCGGACAGUCUCCUAGUGAAAGACCUGAGCCUGAAGAUCAGCCAGGGGACACACCUCCUGGUUGUGGGCGACACAGGGACUGGGAAGACCUCCUUCCUGAGGGUCCUCAACAGGCUGUGGGAGUCCUCCAGUGGCUUUGUCCAGAUGACCACGUUCUUUGGACCCCGUGGCCUUCUGUUUCUCCCUCAGAAGCCGUACCUGACUGAUGGAACGUUGAGAGAGCAGGUUAUCUACCCCUUAAAGGACACAUACCCAGUCUCGGGCUCUGUGGACGACGAGAGGAUCCUUCAGUUCCUCGAGUUGGCCGGCAUUUCCAGUCUCUUGAAGAGGACAGGGGGGCUGGAUGAGGAAGUGGACUGGAGCUGGUACGAUGUGCUGUCGCCCGGGGAAAUGCAGCGGCUGUGUUUCGCCCGCCUCUUCUACCUGCAGCCCAAAUACGCAGUGCUGGACGAGGCCACCAGCGCAUUGACUGAGGAGGCGGAGGGGCAGCUCUACCGGGCCUGUAAACAGCUGGGCAUGACGCUGGUGAGCCUGGGCCACCGCAGCAGCCUGGACAAGCAUCACGACAUGAAGCUGAGGCUCUGUGGAGACGGCAGAUGGGAGCUGACUGAGCUGAGAGCGUGAGCUGCAGAGAAGCUGCUGAGAUCCAGCGUUUACCUCUCGCGUCCAUAAAAGCACCUGACAAAGAGCUUUAGCGGACUGGGAUCCCUUCAUAGGUGCUGACAUCGCACAUGCGAAAGGCCUUCAGCUCCUUUUUUAUUACAUUUGUAAGCUGAUUCAUGCAGAGUUACAAAGGAUGAGUGUGGCUGUUUGAUGGCCGCACCGACUGUAUAUUAAUACUGCUUUUAAGGGUAAAUACUAAUGAACACGGUGCGCUGUACCGUCGUGCUGCAUCACAGAACACAUCACAAGUCUGUGAAACUCCAGCAGCAGCGUGUCUGAGCCCAAUUGGCUGCUCUCGUUUCCUCUAAAAGGCUGCUGGCUUUCAUAUCUCAAAGAAGGCCACUCAUAAUUCGGUGUAGCUCGUGUUAAUCUGUGUAUCUCGUAUCUUACUCCUCUUUUCUGUUGAGAGUUCUGCUGAACUCACUGCUUGACUCUGAACCAUGUGAGGAACCCUGCUGAGAACGGGAGAUGUGUAAACCGCACAUGCGCAACAUUUUUCUCCUCUGAAUUUUUUGUUACAUUUAACAUGUCGUCUAAGUUCAUAAACUCCGCCUUGGUAGGUUACAGGGCCAAAUAAUGGACAAGCAACUGAGGACGUGGUAAAUAUAAUUAGAAAAUGUAAAACUCUAAAAAGA
Brienomyrus brachyistius is the source of this 2890-nucleotide messenger RNA. It is a transcript of the gene abcd4, whose product is annotated as ATP-binding cassette, sub-family D (ALD), member 4. Gene Ontology annotation, molecular function: long-chain fatty acid transmembrane transporter activity; ABC-type transporter activity; ATP hydrolysis activity. The record is from RefSeq and is a predicted model, not a curated record. Gene Ontology annotation, biological process: long-chain fatty acid import into peroxisome; peroxisome organization; very long-chain fatty acid catabolic process. NCBI's taxonomy places the organism in Eukaryota, Metazoa, Chordata, Actinopteri, Osteoglossiformes, Mormyridae. The transcript has 19 exons. The coding region runs from base 399 to 2216 and encodes 605 amino acids. Gene Ontology annotation, cellular component: peroxisomal membrane.